AUGCCGACCUGGAGCUGGAGACUGUCGUAUUGCGCCGCCCAGCAGACCCCCAAGCUUCUCCGCCGUCUUGCCUCGCCCGCCAAACCGUCGACCACCACUGCCCCGCUUCCGUGGCCGCCGCAGCGCGCCGGAGCCCACACAGCUGCGCGCGAGCCGAAGACAGGGUCGGGUACGACGACGCCAGUACCCGAUGAGGCGGCCGCAGUGCGCGCGCGCUCCAAGGCGGCAUUCUACUUCGAGGCCGGCUACGCGCUGUAUGCGAAGCGGCCGUCGCGCCCUUUCCCGCCGCCGUUCCUGUCCUACCCCUCCGGCUCCUUCUCCGACCCGCUGAGCACGCACAACCGCAGCCGCGACCGCCGCAGCUUCGUCAAUGGCGAGAUGAUCCGCGGCAUCACCAACGGCGACGAUGCCGUGCUGGUCAGCGACAACUUCAUCGGCGCCAACGACGGCGUUGGCGCCUGGGCCGCACGCGAGAGGGGCCAUGCUGCGCUGUGGUCGCGGCUCAUCCUGCACUUCUGGGCGCUCGAGGCCGAGAAGGACGCCUACGGCGGCGCCAAGGAGCCCAACCCGGUCGAGUACCUGCACAACGCCUUUGAGCAGACCAAGCUGGCCACCUCGGACCCCAACGAGUGGUUCGGCACCACGACAGCCUGCAGCGCCCUGCUCGGCUCCGAUGCCGGCGAGUCGCCCCAGCCCGUGCUGUACGUGACCCAGCUCGGCGACUCGCAGGUGCUCGUGCUACGCCCGCGCGACCGCGAGGUCAUAUACAAGACGGCCGAGCAGUGGCACUGGUUCGACUGCCCGCGCCAGCUGGGCACCAACAGCCCGGACACGCCGCGCGGGAACGCCGUCAUGGACCGCGUGCUGAUCGAGGAGGACGACGUCGUGCUGGCCAUGUCGGACGGCGUCGUCGACAACCUGUGGGAGCACGAGGUCUUGGAGAACGUCGUCGACAGCAUGCACAAGUGGGAGAACGGCGAGGCCGAGCUCUGGGAUGGCCACAACAAGAAUGAUAAAUCGCCUGCCGACGGCAUGCAGUACGUUGCCCAGGAGCUAGUGAAAGCUGCCCGCACUAUUGCCGAGGACCCUUUCGCCGAGAGUCCUUACAUGGAGAAAGCCGUUGACGAGGGACUGUCCAUCGAAGGAGGAAAAUUGGACGACAUCAGCGUCGUUGCGGCUAUCUGCAAGCGCAGGAAGUCUUGA
Lasiodiplodia theobromae is the source of this 1203-nucleotide messenger RNA. Its product is annotated as Protein phosphatase 2c-like protein. The transcript has 3 exons. Bases 1 to 1203 code for a protein of 400 amino acids. Lineage: Eukaryota; Fungi; Ascomycota; Dothideomycetes; Botryosphaeriales; Botryosphaeriaceae. The record is from RefSeq and is a predicted model, not a curated record.